UGGCUCUCUGAGACGGCGGCUGCGAAUAAAUGGCCGGGAGGUCCUGGCGGCGCGAUGCUGGGUUCUCCCGCGGACUCGGACCGACCUCGGCCGUCGCUCGGAUCCUGUUUUCUUCGUCCCUUUGGCCUUGUCCCCCGCGGCUGACCGCGGACAGGGAGACAGCUCUUGGUCUCUGCCACCUUCCGCUCCCCUCUGCGGCUGCCCAGGCCUCAGACGAGGGCCAGGUGACAUUUCACUCUGUCAUCUGUGUUUUGGACAUUUUCUCAUAAUGGAGUUCCCUGAUUUGGGGAAGCAUUGUUCAGAAAAAACUUGCAAGCAGCUAGAUUUUCUUCCAUUAGAAUGUGAUGCAUGUAAACAAGAUUUCUGUAAAGAUCAUUUUACCUAUGCUGCACAUAAGUGUCCCUUUGCAUUCAAGAAGGAUGUUCAGGUCCCAGUGUGCCCACUUUGUAACAGCCCCAUCCCAGUAAAAACGGGAGAGGUCCCAGACGUGGUGGUCGGUGAGCACAUGGAUGGAGCUUGUAAACACCACCCCGGGAAGAAGAAAGAGAAGGUGAGGACAGAGUCUGUGUCAGCCCUCUGGGGGCUGGUUUCUCCUCAGAGGAAAGAAGAUUUUCACGUACCGCUGCUCGAAAGAGGGCUGCAGGCGGAAAGAGAUGCUGCGGGUGGCUUGCGCCGAGUGUCGCGGCAGCUUCUGCAUUCAGCACAGACACCCUCAGGACCACGGCUGCACCCGCGGAGGCCCCGCUGCCAGCACGGCGGGGUGCUUGGCAGCAAGGGACUCGGAACCUGGGCCGUCGGGGGCUUCACGCGAGGGGCCGGGCGGCUGGCUGGCUCGGCGCUUCAGGUGGAGAGUAAAGCGUUGAUGUGACUGUAUCUGUUCAAACUGGCCUCUUUCUGUACAUGAUUUGCACUUUGUGGAUACUUUUAUGCUCUAGCACUUCCAUACUUCCCACCGCGAGCAGCUCUGCCCUGAGCUGAGCUGGUCAGGGGCUUCUGUCACUUAAACCACCGACAGUGGAUCUCACUGUGUCUUCCUCACGCGGCAUCUAGCUCAGGCACGGGGGCGGGACUGCACCUACCCUGUUAGGGGUCCUUGUCCAGAGGUGGCCCCCAGCCCACCGCUCCUGUUCGACUGAGAGAACAGCCUGUGACCCUCUGACUGCAAGCAUUGGGGCGACACCGAGGGCUUUGGGGCCUGUCAGGAGCGCCGUCAUCUCCUGGGACCUCAGGGAACCGGAUGAAGAGAAAUGCCAUCCCAGGCAUAGCCCCGGGGCACCCAGCCAUGCGCUCCAGACAUCCCACUGCUUGCGGAUUAACAAAAAUCCAAGCAGUUUCUCUUCCUUGUUUGCUUUCAUAGCCUCAAAAUAUAAUGGUUGUGACCAGCUAGAGGGGUGGGAUAGGGAGGGUGGGAGCGA
This is a messenger RNA of Delphinapterus leucas (beluga whale), 1415 nucleotides long. It is a transcript of the gene ZFAND2A, whose product is annotated as zinc finger AN1-type containing 2A. Gene Ontology annotation, cellular component: cytoplasm; endoplasmic reticulum. Lineage: Eukaryota; Metazoa; Chordata; Mammalia; Artiodactyla; Monodontidae. The record is from RefSeq and is a predicted model, not a curated record. Gene Ontology annotation, biological process: proteasome-mediated ubiquitin-dependent protein catabolic process; protein targeting to ER. Gene Ontology annotation, molecular function: zinc ion binding.